UGGUUUCAACUUACAACUUCCCAAAGAGUGGCGUUUUAUAUGCACAAUACAGAAGAUGGGCUAGAGGCUGCUAAUCUUGAGCCUGCUUACCCAUAGCCUGUAGAGCAAGUUGACAGUCUUUCUGGCCAGACUCGGUUUCAGUGUACUGAAUGCAAGAAGAGCUUUCUUUACAGGUCUCACUUUGACCUCUGUCAGAGUUCACACACAGGAGAGAGACCCUUCAAGUGCAACUUGCGCAACAAGGCCUUUCUACAGUCCUCUGACCUGAGAGUCUACCAGCAUGUCCAUACUCGGGAGAAGCCUUACAUGUGUGCAGUCUGCGGAAUGGAGUUUGCCCACAGGUCCACCUUGCGGGGCCACAUUCUGGUUCACAUGAAGGAGAAUCCUUAUGUGUGCAAGGAUUGUGGGCAACGAUUCAGCCACACGGGCAACCUCAUUGUCCAUUUCCGCAUCCAUUGCGACUUGAGACCCUACAUCUGUAAGAAGUGUAGCAUGGCUUUCCGACAGCAGGGGACUUGGAAACAAUACAUGAAAACCUGCUCAAGAAAGAGAAAGGCAUCUGUGUAA
Molecule: messenger RNA, 567 nt
Organism: Mus caroli (Ryukyu mouse)
Lineage: Eukaryota; Metazoa; Chordata; Mammalia; Rodentia; Muridae
Source: RefSeq, a predicted model, not a curated record